This is a messenger RNA of Caenorhabditis briggsae, 1296 nucleotides long. The record is from RefSeq and is a predicted model, not a curated record. Lineage: Eukaryota; Metazoa; Nematoda; Chromadorea; Rhabditida; Rhabditidae. Bases 1 to 1296 code for a protein of 431 amino acids. The transcript is spliced from 5 exons.
AUGAGAAAUACAUGCCAUGUGGAUCGCCAAAUUGUGGAUUCAACGAAAUUUCGAAUUCCACGUGUCAGAUUUGGGUACAAACAAGACGAAUGUUUGAUUUGUAUUUAUACGGGGAUCGAGAAGUUUUUGAGACUGGAAAUUCUGAAAUUUGAGAAUGGAGUUGUCGUUUUCAAAUGUGAAAACUCGCCCGACUUGGCAGAUUCCAUUCAAAAAUUCAUUCCAUCCACUUUGCCAUUGAAUGAAGGAUUGCUCAUUCUUAAAUCUCUUCUGGCUCAUGAAUCAAUUCAAAUUUCAACAAUGGAAUGGGAAAUUGAAAGAUUCGUCACAAAAAACGAGUCGUUUAAACUCGGAAAACAAAUGUUAAAACUUUUGGGAAAAUCGAAAUUCCGUGUCAAAGAGUUGGAAUUUAUGCAUAAUGUAGAUGACACUUUAUUGAGCUUUUUUCCCAAAAUUUGCGAAUGGAAAAAUGUGGAAAUAGUUCGAAUAAUUGGAAUUAGUUUGUAUUCGGAAAAUAUGCAUCCGGUCAUUGCUCAUGAUUAUCAUAGAAUCGGUGACGUCGUUUCUGGAAAACCAGUUUGUUACACAUUUUAUUGUACACAUGACCCACCGGUUGACGUAUAUGUUUUUUUCGGGAUAAUGAGUGGAUAUAUGGAUAGAAAUGGAAGUGAUAAACUUCAUUGGGCCACUUAUCGUGAGCCAGCCCAUUUAGCAAGACAGGGAAAGGAACACGCUGGGCACAGAUUAGAUCCAAAUAGUGCGGAUCGGUCUGAUGAGCGUCGUUAUGAAGAUGGUAACGUCAGCUACGGGAGACAAACCCAAUGUGGAAUGUGGGUCAGCCGGUAUGCUGGGGAUCGCGAAAAAGAGUUGAAAUUGAUCCAUGACCGUGAAAAAUGUGGAAUCGGAAGUUUGUGUCCAAAACACGCGGACCCAUUUGACUAUUGGUACUAUCAGAAUUUGCCACGUCGUCUUGUACAGGAACCAUUCUGGACUGGAUUCAAAUGUGUUUUUUGCACCGCUGAAAAUCCACAUUUUCCAGCUACCCCAGAUGAUUUGCAAAUUUUGAUGCGAAAAAUACAAAUCGAUGAAAAUCGGAAAAGAAAAAAUUCGAUGGAAUAUCAAGAAUUGAAUCCAAUGGAAUAUUCGUGGGGAUUCGGAAGACCAAAUCAGACGACGUCGGAGAUUUUUGAAGUUUCUGAAGACGUGGUUGAGAAACGCGAAUCUCGUUGGGGUACUUGGUUCAAAAUCAUUUUUCUACCAAUUUUGAUUUCUUUCUUUUUCUAUGCAAUUUUUUACUGA